GUGAAAGAGAGCGAUGGGUAACUCGCCUUGCUCUAGAAGAGAGCAACUGGAAGUGAGCCCAGAAGUUUUGGUUUGUAGAUUGAAACGAGCUGCUUACAAAGGUUCUAACAAGCAUCUUCGGGAGCUUUUGAAAGCUGGUGCACCGAUCGACGGUUGCCACAAAUACGGGAAGACUGCGCUUCACGAAGCCGUGAGGCACGGUCAAAUUAGAUGUGUGGAAAUACUUCUGAACCAUCGAGCCAACGUAAAUAUAUCAACGUACGAUGGACUUACACCGCUACAUGAGGCUGCCGAGCAAGGCUUUGUAGAUUGUUUGACAGCACUUAUAAAUCAUGGAGCCGAGAUAAACGCCGCGACGAGAAGUCAGUGGACAGCACUGCAUUAUGCUGCAAGAAACGGACAUAAGGACUGUUUAGAAGUCCUUUUACAACAUGGGGCUAAUGUAAAUGCGACCGCAAACGGAGGUUGGAGACCUUUGCAUACGGCUGUUCGUCAUGGGCAUACAACGUGCGUCGAACUCUUACUCUACUAUAACGCCGAAGUGGACCCUCCUUUGGUACCCUCGUAUCGGAUUCUUCAAGUUCCCCUCCACCAUGCAGCAGAAUAUGGACAUCUAGCUUGCUUAGAAGCUCUUCUUAGACAAGGCGCAGAUGUUAAUUCUAAGACAGCAGAAGGCUGGACGGCAAUGCAUUCAGCGGCACUGUAUGGCCGUACAUCAUGUGUGGAAGCACUGAUCAGAUAUGGUGCAGAUGUGAAUGCAAAGACAGUAUGUGUUACACAAGGGACAUCGUAUGACGACACACCGUUACAUUUGGCUGCUAGGCACAGCCACACAAAGUGCAUCCAAAGACUUAUACAGGCUAAUGCCAAUUUAUGGACUAAAAAUUGCCUCGGUUUAACAGCCGAAAGGUUUGUCACAGAUUCAAGAUUGCGGGAUUGGAUGGAAAAUAUGCGAUGUAGACCCAGGUCUCUACAACUGCAGUGUUCUGCAGCAAUCAGAAACUAUGUUAAACCAGACAAAACAAAAAAUGCAUUGAAGCUCCCGCUUCCUUCACACCUAUUAAGACAAGUACUACUUUUUGAACAAGACAUCAAGAUUGUUUAGCACAAAAUGGUAAUAUUAGUACUGCUACUAUCAAGAAUGCUAAAAUUCAAAGCCCUGGAAAUGAAAAUCAGACCUGUAAGUUUUGGUAAACCAAGAGCAACUUCAUUAUGACUCAAGGCAAGACAAUGUGACUCAAGAAGGACUUAUUUAUGGCUAUGUCUACAGCUUUAUCUCAAAGGUGCCUCUGCAGUGCAAUUCUUUACUGGUCUAAGUUGCAACACAGUCUAGGAGUUACACCAUGAAGGACAACUUUAUUAUCAUCCCAAGUAAUAAAAACUUCUGAAUCAUUAGUUAUAUUCUUUCAAAUUUUCAGUUUUUGUGUUCACAUGACAUCAUCCAGUUUGGAUGACGCAUUCAAUUUGAUUUGUUUUAAGAUCAGUUUUGAUAUUCCGAUGUACAGUUUACUGUACAUUUGGCUUAUUUUUUCAUGUUUGAAAGUUCACAAGCGUUAUAUUUAUUGUCAUAAUGCUUUUCACACCUUAGUCAGGGAGCUGGCUUUACUUUGGUAUGAUUAUCUUAAAAAAAAAUUAAUUAUUUCUAGGCCUUUUGAAAAACAAAUGCCAAUCCAUUGACUCCUGAGAUCUGAUUAAUAAUCUUCUCUCAUGACUACUCUUUUUUUGUUGUGAAUUGGACACAAGAAUUUUGGUGACUUAAUUGACAUCUCACGAGAAACUUGCUUGUUCUCAUUCCCCACAUGUGAAGAGAUUUUACAUUUUAAUCACUCCUGGGAGUCAAAGCGUUCAAAUGUUACUCAGUCAACCAUACUUGAAGUUAUGUUGAGUUGCCUUAUGGUCAUGGCAUUGAAUUUAAUUGGCAGUAGAAGUUAAAUGUUGGAAGGACAUGCAGUGAUAUCCACAGUACUAAUGACAGUUUUAGUCAGGGUUCUUGAAAAAUUUUCGACAACUUUUUUUGACAACAUUGUUUUUGCAUUUCAUGGGCUCCAUAAUAUGCAAAACCAGCAAGAUAGAGACAACAACUUUCUUCCUCUGAUUCUGAACUAAAGAACUAUCAAUCUUGCAUUUCUUUAAAAAUGAAAUUUAUAUAAAUUAUUGUUAUUUAAAAUGAAUUCUAAGUCAAAAUAGUUGUAAAACGCUUUGAUUUGUGCUUUUACUUUUUUCUAGGUACGUAUUCAUGAUGCUUAAACAAAGCAGAAUACAUAUUAAACUAGUGUUAAAUCAUUUCAACCUGGAAUCAUGUUAAACUACAAGAGAGAUAUCUUUUGUGACCAGGACAUAUGCUUUAAUUAAGAAUUUCUGUGAAGAAAAUUUGUUUAUGUUGUCAAAAAGUUGAAGGAAAGAUGUGGAAAAUGGUAUUUUAAAAGUUUUAAUCUUGGUCAUGCUGAAAUGUGUCUUAAGUACAAGCUAAAAGACCAGAAUCUACAAACUACAGGAAAUGAAAUGUAAAACUUUAAAUCUGAAUCUUUUUUUAUGUGGCAGGAAGUAAGUUUAUUUUGUGCCCCUCUCUCAGAGGACCAUGGAGUCAGAAUGUUGUUGUGUAAUCUUAAGGUUGCCAAGUAUAGAAAAAAAAUUAUUUUUAUCUUUGAAUGGUUGUACUCAAUGGCUUACCAGGGCUGCAGGCGCAAACGUGGAGCCUGGAACAGAAGUGACACUCUCAUUUCCAGUCCCACUCCUCUUUUGCUUCACGCGCAAACAAGUUAUUAAAAAUUAUUGGCAUUUAUAACGUCCCAUACAUUUGAUAUACUUCACAUAUGGAUUAAAUGUUUGUCUCCUUUUUAGAGAGGCAACGGCGAGAAAAGCGAAAUUGCUACAAAUAAAGUAAGAUAGCAAAGGUU
This is a messenger RNA of Stylophora pistillata, 2897 nucleotides long. RefSeq lists its product as uncharacterized. NCBI's taxonomy places the organism in Eukaryota, Metazoa, Cnidaria, Anthozoa, Scleractinia, Pocilloporidae. The record is from RefSeq and is a predicted model, not a curated record. Gene Ontology annotation, molecular function: protein binding.